AUGUCAGUCUGGUCACCACGAUCUUCUAUUUACCUAGUAUUUAUCUUCUUUCUUGCAAGGGCAAGGCGUGAAAUCACUUAUGUCGUAAAAGAGGAAUCAGAUAAUGGGACAUUCAUUGGAAACAUCUUAAUAGAUUCUGGUCUAAAUGGCAUUGUUUCCACCGGUGGCGACGUAGGAAUACAGCUAUAUGAAGAUCAGGUUACGGGAUUAUUCCGAAUCGACGGAAAUUCAGGUAGACUCGUUGUAGCCGGACGCAUUGACCGGGAAACGAUUUGUCCCCAACAGGGGGGAAUUUCUGCUUCCAACUCUUUUGCUGACCAUCUACUCGGCGGUACCGACAACUCUCUAAACAAGUGCCAAGUAGAUUUCAUUGCUCACAUCCCUCCAGACCAUUGGAUAAAUAUAGCUGUAAUUGUGGAGGACAUAAAUGAUCAUGCCCCUCGGUUUCAACACAGUGACCCGAAUCAAUUUGGAGGGCGGAUAACGAACCCUCCAUACAUUAUAUUUAUAAGUGAAGGCGUUAGUACAGGUUACGAAGUGCCACUAACUGGCGCAACAGACGAGGACACCGACAGUAAUGGCAUCCAAUCUUACAGCUUGUGUGGCGGUGAUAUUGAGAAUUCAACUUUUGCCCUAAAAUUUGUCCUUUCAGGUGAGUUAAACCUAGUUGUUAAGAAAAAACUGGAUUUUGAAGAAAAAAAUUCCUAUAAGGGACAACUGAAGGUGUGUGAUGGAGGCAGACCGACACCACAGUGCGCCUAUCAGAAUAUUUCAAUUUUUAUAACAGACAUUAAUGAUAAUACCCCACACUUUGAUCAAGAACUCUAUGAAGUGCGAAUUUCAGAGGCAACACCUGUAAUGACAACUAUUGUUGCAGUUACUGCGACAGACGCUGAUUCAGGCGAUUUUGGAAAGCUCACGUAUCGCUUCGGACAAAUUUAUGGCCAUAACUCGAUUAACUUUUUUGGAAUAAAAGAAAACACUGGGGAAGUUUGGGUGAAGAGUCCCCUAGAUGCUAAAAUCAUGUCCCAUUUGAAAAUCCCCGUGAUUGCCCAAGACGGUGGAACUAUUCCUAAAACCGGUACUGCGAUGCUUCAAAUAGAUAUUGAAGAUGUGAAUAACCAUCUUCCGUGGAUUGAAGUCAAACCAAUAAGCCCUCCCGCUGGUGUGAAGAAAUCUAUAGAUGGUUAUGUUCAACUGUGGGUUGAAGAAAAUCAGCCAAUAGGAACUCAGAUUGGAAUUAUUUUGACCGGUGAUAAAGAUAUCGGCAAAAAUGGUGAAGUCGCCUGUGAACUCAAGGGAAACAAUAUGCCUUUUCGACUGCGCUACUCGGGUUCAGGCCGUGAGAGAAAAAUGUAUAGUCUACAAUCGAAAACUCGAUUUGACUUGGAGGCUAUGCUCCCCCAUACACCAAUAGCUCUACAAGUUGAGUGUUCUGAUGCUGGAAACCCCAAAAUAAUUGCAAGACAGAACAUUCAAGUGAAUAUUGUGGACGUAAAUGAAUAUCCCGCUCACUUUACAGAAAAGCAGUCAAAUUUAGUAGUUCAUCUCCCUGAGGAUGCUCCUCCUGGCUCUUUCGUUGUGAAUAUUCAAGCGACCGAUCGCGAUGCGACACCAAAAAUGAAAUUCGAGUUGGUGGACAGUAGUAGCAAUCUCUUUCGAAUAGACUCUUCCAGUGGUAGGAUCUACACACUAGGAAACUUCGACCGUGAACAAAUAGGAGAAAUAUAUUUCGCGGUAAGAGUAAUGGAAAUAGACAUGACGGGUCCCGGAACACCUCCCUCAGGAUAUGAACUAGCGAAUAUAACUCUUAUCCUUGAUGACGUAAAUGACAACAGUCCGGUGUUGGAAAGCAUAUGUACGUUCAAGAUUCUUGAAAACCGACCUGCAUAUUCAGACCUUGUAGGCCAGCUAAAAGCCUCUGAUCCAGAUCUUGGAGAGAAUGGAACAGUGCGAUUCAUAUCGUCAAAUGAACUAUUUGAUAUUAACCCAAUAUCGGGGAAGAUAUAUGCCAGAGCUGUACUUGAUCGCGAACUCGUGUCGCAAUACCAGCUUGAAGUUGAGAUCACUGACUUGGGACGGCCAUUUUCAAGAAAAACUUUGGAAAGAAUUAUUAUUAAUGUAGAGGAUGUGAAUGAUAAUAGACCUAUUUUGAAAGCGCCAGAAAAAGUGCAUCAGGAAAUUAGCAUAACGGCAGUGUCAAAAAUUGUUCGAUGGAGUAACAGGUACGCUGAAUUUGAUAGAGUGCAUUGUGUUGCGUUCGUCAACAUAUCGCACCAAGCUUUUGCACGACUCAACAUAGUAAAGCUUAUGGCCUCCGAUGCUGAUACAGAGCCUAAUGCUAACUUCUCAUUCAGUAUCGUCAGUGGUAGUUAUUACAGCGACGGAUCGUUUUUUUUGAAUGCCAACCAUACCCUAAAUCUUGCCUCAGAGCCUCAAUUCAUCAAUGCCAAUGAAUACUUCCAUAUUAAUCAGAUCACAUGGGUGGUAAGUGUAUUGAACAGUGAAUGUCCAUUCCAAAGUAAGAGCGGUCUCUUUGAACUUCUCCUGAGGGUUUCUGACAAUGGAAAUCCACCACUUUAUUCGGACGCCCUAAUGUACAUUCGAUACAAGAAAAACAAUGGAUUCGUCACAAGCCUUUUUGGGAUUUUACAUAAUAGCAAAUAUGCGAUUCUCUUCGUUAUUACUGGCCUCCUAGCCUGUUCAGUCAUCCUCUUUAUAGUUAUUUGUCUGAUUCGAAAUCGACGAAAAUUACAAGAAUGUGGUGGUAGGGGUAGAGUUGCCUGUGUAAGCGGUGAAGGCGUUAAGCAGGAUUAUGCCCCAAAUGACCACAGUGCAGUUGGAAGUUGGACGAAGGAGCAAAUGUUUCUAGCACAGCAGCCGUUUAUAAGUUCCUUCGAUAUUGAAGAAGAAAUGUCAGCCUCCCCAAUUAGAUGCUCCACAGACUGUGAAGCCGUCAGUUUUAGUCAAAUCUCCAACAUGCAGUGUCAAGUGCGCCCUUCAAUUGCACAGAUUUCGGUAAGCUGA
This is a messenger RNA of Echinococcus granulosus, 3027 nucleotides long. RefSeq names its product Protocadherin-9. The record is from RefSeq and is a predicted model, not a curated record. Gene Ontology annotation, molecular function: calcium ion binding. The transcript has a single exon. Gene Ontology annotation, biological process: homophilic cell-cell adhesion. The coding region runs from base 1 to 3027 and encodes 1008 amino acids. Gene Ontology annotation, cellular component: plasma membrane. Lineage: Eukaryota; Metazoa; Platyhelminthes; Cestoda; Cyclophyllidea; Taeniidae.